Elgaria multicarinata webbii is the source of this 2492-nucleotide messenger RNA. It is a transcript of the gene EDIL3, whose product is annotated as EGF like repeats and discoidin domains 3. The record is from RefSeq and is a predicted model, not a curated record. The transcript has 11 exons. Gene Ontology annotation, molecular function: calcium ion binding; signaling receptor activity. NCBI's taxonomy places the organism in Eukaryota, Metazoa, Chordata, Lepidosauria, Squamata, Anguidae. Bases 48 to 1490 code for a protein of 480 amino acids. Gene Ontology annotation, cellular component: plasma membrane.
UCCUCUCUCCGCCUUCUCGGGGUCGUCCCUUGGGGGAUCAAAGGAUCAUGAGCCGCUGGGUGGCCGCUUGGCUUCUGCUGUGCUUGAGUCUCGGACCCGCGUCGUUCGCCAAAGGGGAUGUAUGUGAUUCCAACCCCUGUGAAAAUGGAGGCAUCUGUUUGUCAGUGUCGGAUUCUGACUUCUAUUCCUGUGAGUGUCCCGAUGGCUUCACAGAUCCCAACUGUUCUAGUGUUGUGGAGGUUGCACUAGAUGAAGAAGAGCCAACAUCAGCAGGGCCCUGCAUUCCUAACCCCUGCCAUAAUGGUGGAAUAUGUGAAAUUAGUGAAGCGUACAGAGGAGACACGUUCAUAGGCUAUGUCUGUAAAUGUCCAGAGGGAUUUAAUGGGAUCCACUGCCAGCACAAUGUGAAUGAAUGUGAAGCUGAACCCUGCAAGAACGGUGGCAUUUGUACAGAUCUCGUGGCUAACUAUUCCUGCGAGUGUCCCGGUGAAUUUAUGGGAAGAAACUGCCAGUACAAAUGCUCUGGGCCAUUGGGAAUUGAAGGAGGAAUCAUUUCAAACCAACAGAUUACUGCAUCAUCCACCCAUCGCGCUCUUUUUGGCCUCCAGAAAUGGUAUCCCUACUACGCUCGACUUAACAAGAAGGGUCUUGUAAAUGCUUGGACUGCUGCAGAAAAUGACAGAUGGCCAUGGAUUCAGAUCAACCUACAAAGAAAGAUGAGAAUCACUGGAGUAAUAACUCAAGGUGCCAAGAGAAUUGGAAGCCCAGAAUAUAUAAAAUCAUACAAAAUUGCAUACAGUAAUGAUGGUAAAUUAUGGGCAACAUACAAAGUGAAAGGCACAACUGAAGACAUGGUGUUCCGUGGAAAUGUGGACAACAAUACGCCUUAUGCAAAUUCUUUCACCCCACCAAUAAAAUCUCAGUACAUACGAUUAUAUCCUCAAGUUUGUAGAAGGCACUGUACUUUGCGAAUGGAACUCCUUGGAUGUGAAUUAUCAGGUUGCUCUGAACCUCUGGGGAUGAAAUCAGGACAUAUACAGGAUUAUCAGAUUACUGCUUCCAGUGUCUUCAGAACACUCAACAUGGACAUGUUUACAUGGGAACCUAGAAAAGCUCGACUAGACAAACAAGGCAAAGUGAACGCCUGGACGUCAGGACAUAGUGACCAGUCGCAGUGGCUGCAGAUUGAUCUUCUUGUUCCUACAAAAGUGACUGGCAUUAUUACCCAAGGCGCUAAAGAUUUUGGUCAUGUACAGUUCGUGGGCUCCUAUAAACUUGCCUACAGCAAUGAUGGAGAGCACUGGACCAUAUAUCAGGAUGAAAAGCAAAAAAAGGAUAAGGUUUUCCAGGGAAACUUUGACAACGACACCCACAGAAAGAACGUCAUUGACCCUGCAAUCUAUGCACGGCACAUAAGGAUCCUCCCUUGGUCAUGGUAUGGCAGGAUCACUUUACGGUCAGAGCUCUUGGGCUGUACAGAAGAGGACUGACGAGGAUCUUCACUUAACAGCACAACUCUUUGAUAUUCCUAAAAAAAAUAUCUCCAUAGAAGAAACUGUGCAAAACCUGUAGGAAAUUGAAUGGGUUUUUCAUGAACAAGUGCUCACUUUCUGGUAGGCCGCUAACUGUCUUUUGUAAGGAGGUCUAAGCCUGCCCUUAAAAUGGUCCAAAUCUGAUUUUAUUUUUUAUUUUUGGGGGUCCUUUUAAAUCUGUUCCAGUUAUUACUCUAUUUUUCUGUCGAAUUUACCUUUCAAGUUUUCUUCUGAGUUGUUCACGCUGGCUGAAAUAUGGUUAGGUUUAUAUAAAAAACAGCAGCAUCAUUUUUGCAAGGAAGAUGAAAGUGGCAUGACAGAGUUCACUUGUGAUUUGAGAAAGGGCAGGGGGGUUCAUUGUUUCCAAACUCACACAGUCAUCUUACUUGCAAGAAGUGAUCCUGCAGCUUUAGCAAUAAGUUUUUCCUCGGGGAUGACUGCAUUUUGAUUGUUUCCCUUGUGCCUAUCAAGCAUUGUCAAGAUUAAUGACACUUUUUGAAAGAAUUUCUGUGGUCUGCAGUCCUCCUAAUGUUACAAACUACCUUUUGUAAUUUUCCUUUUCAAAGAGCUGAGUCCACACAGCCUGGGUUUCAUUUCCACUUGUUUUGCUUUCCAUUAAGCAUGCUGUGGACAUCGUCACUGCCUUUUAUGUUUAAUCACAUUAACUACUGCUCUUUGCUUUCAAUGAGCCAACAUGGGUUUUAUGGGACAAAAUCUGCUGUUGGUACAUGUUGAUGGUUUUGUUGAUGAAUUCAGCUUUCCGUUGAAGGAUGCUGAGUAGAGAGACCAUGGACCAAAUCCGAGACUUAAGUAAUUGGAGCAGGGGGAGCAGGCACAUAUGGAUGCUGGUGAAAUAGCAUUCAUUUGCUCCUGCAUUUUCUUGCUUGACAAGAGCAGCCAGGGAGAUGACUUCUUUGAGAGGCCUCCUUUGGCUUAAUGGGUGAGGAUGAUAGUGAGAUC